Molecule: messenger RNA, 1945 nt
Organism: Alligator mississippiensis (American alligator)
Lineage: Eukaryota; Metazoa; Chordata; Crocodylia; Alligatoridae
Gene: VPS37D
Product: VPS37D subunit of ESCRT-I
Exons: 4
Coding region: 30-902 (290 amino acids)
Biological process (GO): ubiquitin-dependent protein catabolic process via the multivesicular body sorting pathway; protein targeting to membrane; protein targeting to vacuole
Cellular component (GO): ESCRT I complex
Source: RefSeq, a predicted model, not a curated record
CGCUCGGGCAGCGCGGGGCGCUCGGCGGCAUGUCCCGGGGCAGCGGCUCCCCGGCGCGGCUCGGCGGGCUCAGCACGGCGCGGCUGCGGGCCCUGCUGCAGGACGAGCCGCAGCUGCAGCGCAUGGCGCGGCUCAGCGCGCAGUUCCAGAGCUUGCAGCUGGAGCGGGAAAUGUGCCUGGCUUUAAACUAUACUCUGGCCAAGGAGAACCUGUCCUUGCAGCCACAGCUAGAGAAUGGCAAAGCUUCACUGGCCAUAAAAUACCAGGAGCUGAAAGAGACGAAGGAGGCGUGUCAAGAAAAGCAGCAGCGAGUGGCGGCCUACCUGGAGAAGUGGAACCCCCAGAUUGCUCUGACCCAUCUCCAGGCCGAUCUGGAUGCAGCUGAGACGGAGUCGGAGGUGCAGAUGGAGAAAUUCCUGUCCCAGGAGAUGCCUCUGGAUGCCUUCCUGGAAUCCUUCCAGCAGAGCCGGAUGGUGUCCCACCUCCGACGGACGCAGGUGGAGAAGCUUCAGGAGCUCCUGAAGAAGAAGCCACCCAGCCUGUACUCCACGUGUUCCAAGGGACAGGAACCCCCCUUGGCAAGCCCAGCUCCCACCCAUGUUGCUCUGGUGCAGAACAAAGCCACCCCCAAGAUGUUCCAGCUCCACUGUGGCUUUACACCUGCCAUUCUGGUCUCCUCAGAUGCUGUCAUCCCCUUCCCUAUGGCUGUUGCCCCUCCCAGUCGAAACCUCCCUCCCCUAGGACCCAGUGCAGGCCAGAUGCCAGUGUCUCGUGCCCCCCCUCCGCGCCUGUGCUCCCCUCUGCGGCUCAUUGGACACAUCUCUCUGUUAAGCCCACGGCCUUUUCGGGUGGAGCCCUCGCGCUUAUCCCGCCAACAGAAGCAGGAGCCACCUCACCGGUAGCUGGGAGUAGGGAUAGGAUGUCCUCAUACCUGAGCCCUUGUUGCACCCACUGGCCUGUUUGUGAACUUCUUCCAUCAGCGAAUGAACCUGAGCUGAGCACGUGGCACCCCCCAGCCAGGCAGCUUGAAGGCAUAAUUCAAUUCCUUCCCGUGCCCUUGUGAAGCUGGCAGGGUGGGGGGCAAUGGAAUGGCUACCUGGAAGUGCUCAAGGAUGCAGCAGCCAGCAGUAUGGUUUGCUAGCUGCCAAGUGGUCCACUGGACUCCACAGGUGGGAGAGGGAGUCUGAGACCAGUGGUUGCACUAUGGGGUUUCCCAAGAAGCUGGGUGCUGCCAUGGCAGAUGUCACUCUGAGUCUGUAGUGGUGACUGAUAAUCAGGCAGGGGUAUUUGGUUUGGGGUGUUGGGAGUGGUUUUUAGGUUUGAGGGACAGCUGAUAGCUUCAGCCAGUUCAUGUGGGAGGGGAGGAAAGGGGAGAAGAUGGCUGUCAUGCUUCAGGGACGGAAUGGCUUCUUUGUGAUGGAGGCAAUUACAGUGCAGCCAUGUCACUGGAACCUCACAGGAUCAGCAGGGGUCAUGGGGGCAGAGGGAAGAGUGGAUGGGAGCAGGCCACCAGGUUACAGUAGCAGUGAGUAAGAUGCACUGCAGAGACUAUUCUAACUCUGGAAGAAAAAGGGCUUGCCCUGCUGUCACCCUCUUCUCCUGUUCUGCCAGUUCGUAGGAUAUAGGCAGACAAGGUUCCUUGGGUGAAUUUGAUAUCUUUUAUUAGACCAACCCAAAUGGUUGGAGAAUAGUUAUUAAGCAAGCUUUCGGGUUCAAAAACCCUUCGUCAGGCUAAGGAAGCUGCAGCAGUUGGUGUGUAGGAUAUAGGUAAUUCCUGUGCAUUGAGUGCAAGUUGUUAUGGGUGGGGAGUUCUACAGGGACAGGUAUGAGCCCCCCCAUAUGGUGCUGGGCUUGUUUCAUGCGUGUGUGGGGUGUGUUGGAGGGCUACCCAAGGAAGACCAGGCAUGAAAAUUGAUUUCCAAAUAAAGGCGUUUUCCAGACUUUC